AUGGAGCCUCAACGGGUUUUGCAACAUGCGAAUACUAUGCCUCAAGGUUUAUCGCAUCAGAGAUCUGUUGCUAGAAAACCUGUUGGAAACCCGUCUGUAGGGUCGCCGCAGAUUGUUUCGCUUCCACAUCGGCCUGCGCCUCAGCAGCAGCACUCGCAGGGCGGUUAUCCUCCUCAUGUCCAACAGCAGCAGAGUCAGAUCCAACAACAGCGGCCUCAGUCUUACCAUCCCAGACAGCAGAUUCAUCCUGGAUAUCAACAGAUUCCAAGUCAAAUCCAAAAUGCUCAAUCUGUCAUUCAGUCCAGUCAGAGUGUACAGCAGCAGGUGCAACCGGCUCAGCACCUUCCGCACCAGCAGUCAGUGCAAACCCAGCAUCAUCAACAUCAGGCCCAAACGAUUCAACAACAACCUCAUCAACAAGUAUCUCAGCAGCUGAACCAACAACAACCACAGACACCAAUCCAGCAUGUCCAGGGACAAUCUCAACACCUACCAUCCCCGCAACAGCUGCAAUCACUUCAACAACAGCACGCCCAAGGACAGCAACAGCAGCAAGUGCAAACCCAAAAUCCUCAUCAACCUCAACCCCAAGCGGCCCAGCAGCAACCGCAUCAAGUAUCGCAACAGCUAGCACAACAACAAUCACAGGUUCCGAUUCAAAAUGUCCAGUCGCAACCCCAAUACCAGUCACCCCUGCAGCAAUUGCAGCAAUCACUGUUGCAAGAGUACGUCCAAGGGCAGGAACAGCCGUACCAACAACACUCCCCAAUACAACAACAGCAGAUCCCGACACAGAAUCAACACCUCCAACAACAACUUUCCAGUCCGACAGGCUCAGCUCCAAACAUCGCGCAGCAGGCAGCUCAGCCCACACCCCCAAACGUCCAACAAACACAAGCACUGCCGACAAGCUCAACUCCUCAACUUCUGCAUGCCGACCCUGGCCAAGCGAACAUCAAUUCGUCCAUCGUCGAUCACGGAAGACCUGCCAGUGUUACCAGUAGUAGCCCUAGUAUUGCCACGCCUGCCACAACUGUCGCAAGCGUUGCGUCGCCAGGUGUGAUAAGCACUCCAGCAUGGGAUCCCAGUGCUGCUCCUCCGAUUCAACAAGUUCCGGCAGUCGAUAUCAGGCGUACAUCUACCGGACAACCCAAGCUGUGCAAUCAUUGUCGAAAAGCAAUCCCGCUCAAUGUAUCGGUCUAUACCUGUCUCAUCUGUAGCACCGCGCAUAUCGCGACAAGCUUCUGUGUCUGGUGCUUCACCUCCAACACAGUCAACACUUCCCACAGCCACGACAAGUCUUAUUACGCAACCGAAUCUGAUCCCCGUGUCCAACCCUCGGUGCAAGAUGCCACGACGCACAUGUGGACGAUCCGAAAGAAUGUUUCUGGGAGACUUUGGUACACACACAAUGUCACUGGGCUCAAGACGCAUCUCAAACCUACAGCAGCGGCUUUGUCUAGCUUCUCGGGAUUGCCACCGGGCUGGGAUGAGCGAAGAACACCUGAUGGUCGGACGUUUUACUUCAACAAGAGAUUGGGAACAAGCGCUUGGACGAAGCCAGCCAAUUCUCUGCCCGACGGCUGGAAGGAGUUGAGAACCCCAGACGCCGUGCCAUUCUACGUCAACGAACAACUGGGCCUGUCAACGUGGGAUCGACCAGGACAGCAACCACGACAGACGAAACAGGGCAAUAAAGUAGUAGUCAGACGGAGGCCUGCACCAGGACAGCCAAACACCCCACAGAAUGUCGGCGACAAUAUCCUUAAUGCUACGAUUAACGCAGCCCGACUCACUGGUCAAGGUGUCGAGUCCGCCAGCAGACAAGUCGGAAAGCUAGGAAAGAAGAAGAACUGGAGGAAAUUGGGAAGGAUGCUCAAUCAAGUCAAUGGAAUCAACGGUGAUAAUUCAGGAAGCGACUGUGAAUACAAUGAUUAUAAUGACGACAGUGGUUUCGGUUUCGGCGAUGACUCGGGCGGCUACCAAGAUCAACAACAAGGGCAGUUCCAACAGGGUUUCGACUAUCAGCAAUCCUCUUUCUCAGAGCCUCAGCAGUCCUUCGAUUUUGGAGAUAACCAACAACAACCGACGUUCCAGCAGCCUGGGUAUGAGCAGCAGACGACGUUUGAGUACUCUGUGCAGUCAGGCUAUGAGCAAUCUUCGUUCGACCAACAGCCCGGGCAGUUCAGCGUCACGACUGAGGUUUCUUACACGACCGAGUCGCAGCCGUCCUUUGAACAACAGACCUUUGAGACGCAACAAGAUCAAUACAGUCAGCAAAUAUACGAGCAGCAACCUGGUAUCCAGGAUCAGCAGCAACCCAUGUUCGAGCCGAUGAUGACCCAAGAGUCUAUCACCAUAACUUCUCAACAGGCUGAACCAUUCGAGCCUGUUCCACCUCUCCAACAGCAGGAUUGCAUGCCAGCACCUAUUCCACAGGAGACUUAUGUACAGCCGACGCCUCAACCUCUGUACCAAACAUCCGUACAACAGACAUAUCCUACCCAGCAAUUCGUCUACGAGCCGGCCCAAGUUCAGAUGCAACAGCAACAGGUCACCGUCUCUUAUCAAGUGCCCACGUACACUCUCGAGCCAGCACCGACCGUCGUACCUCAGAUGCAAACACCACAGCCUGUCUUGCCAAUUUACAUCCCGAAUAACCAACCUGAGAUCAUCACCAGCGACGCGCAUCUAGUCGAAGUCCCUGGUGCACCUGACACUACAACCCUCGUAUUAAACAGUGGCUAUGGUGGUAACGACAUCCUCGCCGGUACAAGUCUGGCCGCAGAACGAAACGUUGUAGUGUCGCAACCACCGCAAGAUGAUGUCGUAGUCCAAGUUACUGUCGGGCAGACGCAGUCGCCCUUGGUGCAGACAACAUGUGGACCAGAGUCAGUGGUGGUUCAAGAGUAUAGUACUGUGGGAAAGACAGAUGCGUUUGUGUCUGUUGAUACUGUGGCGAUCGAGAAUAGCUUUGCUACGACUGCGGCCAAUAACUGCAAAGACUAUAUCUAG
Messenger RNA from Fusarium coffeatum, 3015 nucleotides. RefSeq lists its product as uncharacterized. Lineage: Eukaryota; Fungi; Ascomycota; Sordariomycetes; Hypocreales; Nectriaceae. The transcript is spliced from 2 exons. The record is from RefSeq and is a predicted model, not a curated record. Gene Ontology annotation, molecular function: protein binding. Bases 1 to 3015 code for a protein of 1004 amino acids.